UGCGUCACUCUAUCGACGUCCAACGGGGAUUUACGUCAUUAAAUUCUAUCGUCUAGCACCGAGAACGAGGACAUUGUUAAUACCGUAACUGCAUACAAAAUAUUAUCUUUGCUUUUAGAGCACCUGCGCUGCGUUGCCUUCGUCUCAUCUAUAAUAAACACAAACGCUGCUUUGCUCAUUCAUCGCUGCUGGGUUUGACUCAUCGCUUGUUUGGCACCAAGAGUACCAGCCAGUAUGUUCUACACCUGUGGGCCUAAUGAAGCGAUGGUGGUGUCAGGCUUCUGUCGCUCACCUCCGUUGAUGAUUGCCGGAGGCCGGGUUUUCGUCAUCCCCUGCAUUCAGCAGUUGCAGAGGAUCUCACUGAACACCCUGACUCUGAACGUGAAGAGCGACAAAGUAUACACCCGCCAUGGCGUGCCAAUCUCCGUCACGGGCAUCGCACAGAUGAAGAUUCAGGGUCAGAACAAGCAGAUGCUGGCAGCCGCCUGCCAGAUGUUCAUGGGGAAGUCCGAGGCAGAGAUAGCGCACAUCGCUUUGGAGACACUGGAGGGACACCAGAGAGCCAUCAUUGCACACCUCACUGUUGAGGAGAUCUACAAGGACCGCAAGAAGUUCUCCGAGCAGGUUUUCAAAGUGGCGUCCUCUGACCUGCUCAACAUGGGCAUCAGCGUGGUCAGCUACACGCUCAAAGACGUGCACGACGACCAGGAUUAUCUGCACUCCUUGGGGAAGGCUCGCACGGCACAGGUGCAAAAAGACGCUCGUAUCGGCGAGGCACUCAACAAAAGAGACGCUGUCAUGAGGGAGGCGCACGCCAUGCAGGAAAAGGUGUCGGCCCAGUACAAGAACGAGAUCGACAUGGCCAAGGCGCAGCGCGACUACGAGCUAAAGAAGGCGGCGUACGACGUGCAGGUGAACACCAAGAAAGCCGAGUCGGAGAUGGCCUACCAGCUGCAGGUGGCCAAGACCAAGCAGCGCAUCGAGGAGGAGCGCAUGCAGGUGCAGGUGGUGGAGCGUACCCAGCAGAUCACGCUCCAGGAGCAGGAGAUCACACGCAUGGAGAAGGAGCUUGAGGCUAAGGUCAAGAAACCCGCCGAGGCCGAGAAGUACCGCCUGGAGAAGCUGGCUGAGGCCCAACGUCUCAAGCUGAUCAUGGAGGCUGAAGCCGAAGCAGAGUCCAUCAGGAUUAAAGGCGAAGCAGAGGCGUUCGCUGUGGAGGCCAAGGGACGCGCCGAGGCAGAACAAAUGGCAAAGAAAGCUGAGGCCUUCCAGCAGUAUGGUGACGGCGCCAUGGUGGACAUGUUGCUUGAAAAGCUUCCACUGAUGGCGGAAGAGAUCAGCAAGCCUCUCUGCCAAGCCCACAAAGUGACCAUGGUGUCCAGUGGCGGCGAGGUGGGGGCCGCCAAACUCUCUGGUGAAGUUCUGGACAUCAUGACCCGCCUCCCCGACACACUGGAGAAGCUGACUGGAGUCAACAUUGCGCAGGUGAGCGCCAUUUCAGGCUAAGGAAUUCCUGCUUGGGUUGUGGAUCUGUGCUGAAGACACACAUUCACACACGUACUUGUUAUGCUCUGUUGUACACAUGCUGCUCACCUCCUUAAAUACGUAUGCUAUUUUAAUUUGAGCCUGUCUAACAGUAUUAGCAAAUUUUGUAUUACUUUUUGUCAAUGUAUUUGGUUACAAUUAGGCCUAUAGAUCAGUGCUGCGGUAAACAGCAUGCAAUUGUGUCAAAUGUCUACUCUGUUAUUUGGAGCAGUUAACGAUCAAUAUUGAGCUCAUAACUUGAACAAAAUGUCAGGUGUUUUGGCAUGAACUACGACUAACAUCGAUAUAGAUAUCAGUGCUUCCAAAAGAAAUUGCAACGAAAUGAAGUGAAUUUUGGUUGAUUCAUGCAUUUAUGUUGUUCUGCUUUGCUCUCAGACCUCAAGUGCGACUUAAAAUGAACUGCUAUUACUAAACUCACCGAAUUGUCGUUUCUACUAAUUGUGUCAUCAUGUGACUAAUGACUGAAAUGUAGCGGUUUAGCAUUCAAAAUCUAUCAGCGUAAUCAUACAUUUAUAGUUAAUUUCGUGUCUCGUGUGGGUGUGGUCAUUUUAGUAUAUACUGUAGCAUUUCUCAGGUGUGCGCUUAUAAGGAAUGUCACAUUUAUGGGUGUCAUUGUUGCAUUUUAUUACAUUUAUUUAUGUGCGUGAUUCUACUCCAUUUUUUAUUGCUUUCGUGAAAAGACCUGUCAGACAAGUAUUUAUGAUGAUGUAUUUAUUAUUUGGUAUCUAUGCUGAUCUAUAGCAGGGGUCACCAACUGAGAGCCACUUCUUGGGUUCUAAUAAAUGAUAAAUAUAAACGUAUGAAAUCAAAUUUUGCUGAAAGUUGCAUUGUAUUAUAUUAUUAUCAAAUAAUGAUAGUCAUUUAUGUGAAAGCAUUGGUCAUGUCACCAUUACUUCACAAUCAUAAUGAAACAUUUAAUAUCAAUAUGCAACACUUUUUCUACAAAUUUCCAGUGUUUACAUUUUAAAACCAUCACUUCUAUACAGAGGUGGGUAGUAGUUACUCCAUUAUAUUUACUUUUUGAGAAAAAUGUACUUCCUAGAAUAGUUUUACUGCGCAGUACUUUUUACUUGAGUAGAUUUACUACUUUAGGCUACACUAAUCAUUACAUUUUUCGUCUUUAUUCUACAUAUUGACUUUAUUUUUGCCAGAGGUGCUGACAGUGGCUGUCUCAAUUUCACCAAUGAGAUGUCGCAAAAAUAACCACAUAGGGCUGCAGCUAUCGAUUAUUUUAGUAGUCGAUUGAUCUAUGAACUAGUUAGUUCGAAUAAUAGCGUAAUCGGAUUAGGAACAUAAACAAUUAAAAUACCUGAGCUUAGCCUCAAAUGGUAUAACAAAAAUAAAUAAAUGAGAAACUAAGUACAACAAAAGAACAAUUGGCUAACUUGCAUAGCAAAAGUCCACUAGCUUAAAUGCUAUGGAAUGCAAACUUUUUUUUACAGUUCUCUUAACAAAUGUUCAAACACAUAUUCUCACAAAAAACUGCUAAAUCUACCCAUAAACUAAAUUUCGAAUGCAUUUUUUUUUUUUUACGUAAAUAUGUCGAAGUACGAUGCUAGUCUGUCAAUGUGGCUGCAGUAAUGUGUAAACAGAGCUUUUCCAGUGAAAUAUCUUGUGAAUAAAUGCUUAAAUCCCUAAAUUCUGUAUAGAUAUGCACGUAAAACAGUCUCGAUUCUUGGUUAAAAGAAAAAAAAAAACGUUAUUUUACAUAAAUAUUGCGAACUAUAAUGCCAAUGCUGUCGCGGCUAAUUUCUCCCAUUGAUUUUUUUUCACGUUUCAAAAUGCAAGCAUAGUACGAAAAAUAUAAUAAUUAUCUUGAAUCUUCGAACAAAUCAAUCCUGAGACAAUCCUUACUGUUUGUAUGCGGUACAGCUUUCGUACUUUUUCAACCUAAAUCCGGUGUCGGAUCCCUGCACGUGUUGACUAACAGCGACCGGCUGCGGAUAACUGAAGUAGAUUGUAGGACAGCCCCCUACUUGAAGGCGUUGCACAGUGGCUGACAGAUAUGACCUGUCAAUACAAUUAUGAAGUCUAUGUAUUAGCUCAAACAAAAACUUACUUUAUGUUGGUGUUUACAGGGAGCAGCUGGAUUCAGCCAUGUUAAAUGAGUUUUGCUAUAUUCACUGUUGCCACUAGAGGGUAGUGUAUCCACCCUAAAAAACUAAAAUAAAUGCAAACACUUUCAAAACAAACCAUUACAGCGCCACUUUAAUUAAACGAAUACUCGAAGUAGCAUAAUUUAAUUCGAAGCUUUUUUCUAAUCGAAUUACUUGAGUUAAUCGAUUAAUCGUUACAGCACUAGACUCCAUUAUACCAAUCAGAGGUAACAAUGUUUUUUUUUUCUCUACUAAAGGGAACUCAUGGUUUUUGGACGGGUCAUGUUUCAGUGUUGUUCUGGUCUGAAUUUGAUGAUUUUUGUGACUUUUUGGCCUAAUAUGGUCCUGUAACAGGUUAUAACACAGUACAAUAAUAAUAACAGUUCAUAUUGAUGAAAUUGUGCUGAGAAAAUAAAUAUACCAUUAUUUUAAAAAAAAUAAAUCAAACAUUGUAGGCAGUUACUCACAAUGUUACCAUUACUUGAGGGUUUGUUUUUUUCCAACAAAUACUUGAGUACAUUUUUGAAAGACUACUUUUAUUUGUGUAAUAUUAUUUAGAAGUGACACUACUCUUACUUGAGUAAACGUUUUGGCUACUCUACCCACCUCUGCUUCUACAACAUUCCUUGAAAUCACAAUGUCCCAUCACGAGUGAGCUGGUUUUAUAACAUGCUCAAUGCUACUCAUGUCGGGGGGCUAUCAGGUGCCCAUAAACAUUAUGUUGAUGACCCCUGACCUAUAGUAAAAACGUUUAUACUCACUUGGCACUCUACUGUAUGUAUGUACACACAACUAACUCUUACUAAUACGCUUUGUUGUAUUCAAUAAAUGUGUGCUUUUCAAAGAUGA
This is a messenger RNA of Corythoichthys intestinalis (scribbled pipefish), 4490 nucleotides long. It is a transcript of the gene flot1a, whose product is annotated as flotillin 1a. Gene Ontology annotation, biological process: regulation of receptor internalization; protein kinase C signaling; positive regulation of endocytosis. The record is from RefSeq and is a predicted model, not a curated record. Gene Ontology annotation, cellular component: cytoplasmic vesicle; plasma membrane; flotillin complex. Bases 235 to 1506 code for a protein of 423 amino acids. NCBI's taxonomy places the organism in Eukaryota, Metazoa, Chordata, Actinopteri, Syngnathiformes, Syngnathidae. The transcript has 11 exons.